UAAGGAAGAACAAGCUCUCUUCGUUUUGGGGAAUGGGAAGGAAUCUAGACGCGGACGAUCGCGAAAGCCAUGAUUAUAAUGGAGGCGAGCGCGAGGAAUCGAGCAAGAUGAGUACCAAUUCUCCGCGACUAACGCUGCCGCUGCUCAAGCGCGUCGAAGAUCUGGAGCUAAACAUGAGAUCACUGGAAGGGCGUUACAGUCCGAGAUCGGUGAUUGUGGAUAGUGGCGCCAAUUGCUGGUCUUCGUCGUCCGCGCGAUCGUCCAGCCUCUCCACUCCAUCCAGCGCCAGGAUCAAGCCAAUCCUCGAUGCUCUGGAGGAGGUCGAGAAGAAGGGAACGCUGGUAGAGCGCGUCGCGCACUUGGAAGAUCGGCUAGACACGCUGAGCAUGCAUCUCCACAGCGGGGAGUGGACAGCGGCGCAGGUUCCAGCGCUGACGUCACCAGCAGCGGGGAAGGCGGCUGGACACGUGGCAGAGGCGCGGCCGGAGGAUGCUCCAGCAGGGCGCGGCCAGAGUGGCGAAGAAACCAAUCCCCAGAAGGUGAAGAAGAAGAAUAAAAGGAUAUCAGAGAUGCUGAAGAGUUGCUUACAUCCAGUACCAUCUCACUGAAAGUGUGCAAGCUGAAAAAGAUAUAUAAUCAUAUAUCAGUUAUAUUUUGGAUAUUCUCACGGCCAUGUGGCUCGGAUUUCUGCCACUCGUACUUGCUGCCAACGGGUUCGUGCAUGGGUGGCUCUCUCCCAAUUGAUCCAGGCGAUCAACACUAACUCUUUCACCAGCUUGUGACUGCAGAGUAUCAGUCCCCACGAUGCUUUGAUAAUAAGUAACCUCUUGUUAGAAUGA
Messenger RNA from Selaginella moellendorffii, 839 nucleotides. RefSeq lists its product as uncharacterized. The transcript is spliced from 4 exons. Bases 33 to 608 code for a protein of 191 amino acids. The record is from RefSeq and is a predicted model, not a curated record. Lineage: Eukaryota; Viridiplantae; Streptophyta; Lycopodiopsida; Selaginellales; Selaginellaceae.